Messenger RNA from Vicia faba (fava bean), 522 nucleotides. The record is from the annotation of a GenBank genome assembly. Lineage: Eukaryota; Viridiplantae; Streptophyta; Magnoliopsida; Fabales; Fabaceae.
AUGGCUGUUAGGCAAAGAGCUGUAACAACGCUCCCAAACCUCAUACGCAAUCUCCGCAACGAACAGCCUCUCAAACUCAAGCCUCCCCACAAUCCCUUGCCCUCUCUCCGACGCGCUUUCUCCUUAUACGAUCAGAUCAACCUCAUUGACAAUAUCCCCGAAGACCAACUCCGAUUCCAAGGGUUUAAUGAUACUGGGUUUACUGUAAAUGGUGUUGAGUAUGAAGGAAGUUUGCUAUGUGUUGGAAAUUUGAUCAUGUCUUGGAAACCACAGAAGUUUUCAGAGAUCAAUGCUGAUAGCUUGUCACUCUUUCAAAUUGUCCGCCCUAUUCCAGAGAUUUUGAUUGUUGGCUGUGGAAGGAACAUUCAACAUGUUGAUCCUGAACUUAGACGGUUUAUCCGGUCUACUGGCAUGAAGUUAGAAGCUGUUGACUCGAGAAACGCAGCGUCAACUUACAACAUACUGAAUGAAGAAGGUCGUAUUGUGGCUGCUGCGCUUCUUCCAUAUGGAGUUUCUUCAUGA